AUGGGCCCUCCGAUUAAACAGGACCCCGAUGCCUCGACACCAUACAUCAAAGCCGACCCGGACGACAAGGAUACCGUACUCGCCGACAUCGACGACGAGGACAUAUACGAUGACGACGGCGACUUAGAUUUUUCGAACGCGACGCAGAACGUGUGGAUGUCGCGCAUCCCGCGGCCGCUGUGGGAGCAUUGGGCGAGCCUCGACGAUGACGAGGAGAUUCAGAUUGGGACGAUCCGGGUGGAGGGCCCGCCAAAUGAUAUAAAGCGGGUUAGUUUGCGCCUCAACGACCGCGAGGAUAACAAAGACGUCCCGAAAGACUACCUCUUGCAACGACACACUCUCGACGAGGGAAGUUCGGUGCAUUCAACGAAGAAUACCUAUGUUUUCACCGAGAAGGAGAUCCCCGGCCAGGAGAAUCGUACGGUCACCUUCGGUGGGGCGCGGUCAGCGCUGUAUGAAUCCGUCAAGCGCGACGCUCGGAAAAAGGAGCGAAAGAAGAAAUGGGAGCCUUAUGUUCGGAAGACGAUCAAUAAACAAACCAGCUUGGUGGGCGGUAUUAAAGAAGAGUUCAACUGUCUCCCGGUCGAGAAUGAAGAGUUUGAGGAAAUUUCUGCAAAGAGAGCUCUGGAAGCUUUGAAGCCGAAGCGUGAAAUUACUUUCAUCGAAGGCGCUCCGGGACAACUACACCAGGCCAGACAUGCCUUGCCUUCCGACAAGGGCUCGUUCGUGCAAGCGGCCAAGCCUACCAAACUCAAGCCGCAAGAAAACAAGACUACGCGUAUGCCUCAAAACGAACUGCUGGAUCUUAUCUACCAGUGUUUCCGAGAAUUCCGGUACUGGCCGUUUAAGGCUCUUAAGGCGAGACUACAACAGCCUGAAGCGUAUCUCAAGCAGACUCUGGAAUUGACCGCUCACUUGGUGAAAUCCGGAGAUUUCGCCAUGACCUGGGAGCUCAAGCCGGAAGCGAAAGAAAGCAGUUAUGCAAGCGCGUGGGGAUAUGAACCCAAAGAGGAGCUUGCUCCCGCGAAUUACAAUGACGAGGCAUCCGAUGAGGAUGACAUGGAUAAUGACGAUACACAGUUCCAGAAUGUUCACUGA
Messenger RNA from Aspergillus affinis, 1098 nucleotides. Its product is annotated as transcription factor IIF subunit TFG2. Gene Ontology annotation, cellular component: transcription factor TFIIF complex. Bases 1 to 1098 code for a protein of 365 amino acids. Gene Ontology annotation, biological process: transcription by RNA polymerase II; transcription initiation at RNA polymerase II promoter. The transcript has 4 exons. Lineage: Eukaryota; Fungi; Ascomycota; Eurotiomycetes; Eurotiales; Aspergillaceae. The record is from RefSeq and is a predicted model, not a curated record.